UUGGUCAACUCUUGAAACGUCAUUACAUUUUUGACGGCGUUGCGCAAAAAUUAUCAUUUUUUGACUCUCACUACUGUAGCUCGCCAUGUUUUUUUUCAUGUGGGGUGUGUGUGUGUAAAGUUUAUCAUGUUAUUUUAAACCCCACAAAACCGAAACAGAGUCACGGGGAGCCCGAGUGCGUCAUUGCUGCGAGCUAGUGACCAUGCGACCGCACUCACGGAACUAGACGAGGGAUCCUUUACUUCAUAAAAAAAUUGAAUCACUAGCAAAGAACAGGCCAAAGAAAAUAAGGAUGUAUUAGUUGUAAGACAUCCUAAAGGAUCGAUUUCACCUCACACGGCCCCCGGCGUUUGUAUAAUGGACACACGAUUUCUGACCACCAUGAUGGUGUUUGACUAUGGCAAGAGGUACCCGGGGCAGGAUGCGUAAGCACAAACGGGAGAGACAGGCUCGUGCCUGCCGCCCCGCCCAGUUCAGCAUACUUCACUCACACUACAAUCUCAUCUAGACCCGCUGCAGCAGAGGACAUGAAGUGUUGGAAGACUCAGGACAGGGACCAUAUUGGUGGCAACGUAAAAGUGAAGAUGGUCAAUCACCUUAAGAGUCCUUAUAGAAAGGAACCAGACUUUGACAACAUAGUCGACCAACUCUGCACUCGACUACAGGACAUCAAGGAUCACGGCGCUACAGAAGUAGGCAUGCACCUAGACUCCCUGGAGCAAAGAGAAGCUGUCCGAAGGUACUACGCUGCAUUCCCGGCUCUGAAGAAAGGUGAGGAGUCGCCACAGCAGUAUUAUUUACCUCCGCCGGCUUGGUGUCGCAAGAUACCGGACAACACAAGCAAAGUCAAGAUGCAAAGUGAGUCACUGUCGAAGGAUUACAACUCAAAGAAGAAGCUUUCAACGGGCAAGGAACGUCGCAACUCAUACCACGGGCAGAGGAAGGGAAAGAAGCGCAGUCACAACCACAGCCGGUCCUUUGACAGCAAGGAGCACCUCCCCGAGUGGGUCACUCACGAGGGAGUCUGGGACAUGGAGACUCAGGACCCCAUCAAAGAGUUCAUCAAGGCGAUAGCAGUGGACGAAGGCUACGGCACUUGUGAGAACACAGUCACGGACGACUUUAGGGAGAUGGCCCAGGCAAAGCUGCGGAUGCAGGCCGAGUGGGACGAGGGGCAGGUGAAGUGGGAUGUGGGGCAAGCGGAGUGGGACAUGGGGCAAUUAGGCUGGGAUGCAGGGCUGGACGAGCGCUGGCCCGGCGAAGACGAGCUGAAGCCGCGCUCGCCUAUAGAAGAGGAACUAUACGCCAAGUUCGAAGCCAAGUUCGACCGCAGCAUCGAGGCGCUGUGGGCGCGCGACGCCACGCCGGACGAGUGCCAGGAGCUGCCCAUCGACUUCCACGACCUGCUGGCCUCGCCCUCCGACCAGAGGGACAAGUGCGAGACCGUCUGGUCGCCCACCGACCAGCGGGACAAGUGCGAGACCGUCUGGUCGCCCACGGACAAGUGCGAGGCGGUGUGGUCGCCCUGCGUGUCGCCGGCGCAGCGCCUCACGGAGCGCCUGCAGCCGCUGAACCUCAACGAGCCACUCGACCUCAGCCGGCCCUUCAUCGCCGCCGAGCCCUUCUCGCUGUACAGCUGCGACGGCAUCUACGAGGCGGUGGCCGGCGUGGGCGACGUGAUGCGCUCGCUGGCCGCGCUCAACCACAGCCGCGGCAGCCGCUUCGCUGAGGUGGUCCCGCGCCGCGCCCCCCGCCCCCCCGCGCCGCCGCGCCCCGCCCCCGCGCCGCCCCGCCACGACGACGACCCGCUGGUCUCCGAGCGCACGCACUUCAAGCCCAUCCGCCGCUCGCCGCCGCCCGCGCCCGCGCGCUACGCCGACGGCGCCACCUUCGACGUGCGCGCCUCCCUCUCCCCCGCACCCUUCGCCCGCUCGCCCUCCGGCUUCCUGCGCCUGCCCGGCGACGACCUGCGCUACCUCGAGUACCGCACGCGCAGCAUCAACUACGGCCGGCUCGGCCUCACGCCGGCGCAGCGCGAGGGCAACGACCUCGACGACGCCGCCUGCUUCCGGCUCAAGUUCGCGGUGACGGCGGCCGAGUGCGCCGUGCAGACGGACCCGCCGGCGGAAAGCGGGCGGGCGAAGCGCAUGCGCGGGGCGGAGGGGGGGGACGAGCGCGAGUGGGACGAGCUGCUGUCGGACAUCUCGGCGGCGACGGGGCUGGCGGGGGGCGCGGGGGGGGAGCGCAAGCGCCGGCACAGCGCGCGCCGCUGCCCGCGCGCCUGCGCCGUGCCGCACGCGCCCUUCCUGCGCUGCGGCGACGCGGCGCGCCCGCUGACGCGCUGACGUCAUCACCCAGCCCCCGACGACGACCCUGCACACAAGCCAGUGAAUACUAGCCGCUGAAAGUCGGGACUUGCAUGCCUUAGGCCGUUAAGAAGCUGAAACAGAAACGAGCGACGGUAACUCUAAAUGCAUCAUUCUAAGUAAGGAGUACCGAGUGUUUUACUGGUCAUCUGCAUCGUUUUUAAGUAAGUUAAUGAAAGCUACGGUAUUGUGGAAAAUCGUAAGGCAUGCAGUCUCAGUAAAGAUCGUUUAGACUGAAACACUGUUAUGUUUAACAGUGAUUCAGCCUAAACAUGUCGGCGUGGACUUGUGACGUUGUCAGGCUUCUCCCGGGUCGCACUAGGUUAAUGUUUAUUGUGAGCUUAUGCACCUCUACUUGUACUGAAUCAGCACAUGACUCAGACGACUUGGCUUGUCGAUGAAAUGAACAUUUUACAGUAGUCAUAUGAUCAUGGUAGCCUCUCGUAUACUUCACGUCUUGACAUAGACUCGACUCUUGAAAAAAUAAUAUAUUAAAAACGAACCGUUUGUGCCAUUGAUGAUAGAAAAGAAUCCGUUAUUUACAAAGUUGCUUAUUUUUGUUAAAAAAAUCAUGAAUUCUGUUGACUGUUAUUGAUUACAUAUUUUUACACUGAAUCUAUGUCAAGAUGAUUAUUUAUGAUAUGUUUAAAUCAAACUCAUUGCUUUGCCUCAUGAUAUUGUGUAAGUGGCAGGGUGUGCGAGGUCUAAAGUAUUUACAUAAUGUUAGAUACUUAGAACUGAAGAUUCGACUUGUUAUGAAUUGAUGACGGCAAUAAUGGGUGGUAGCACUCGAAUGGCUCGCGAAGACUAUUGUCUCGAUUAUUUACGAGAAGAUUAGAUACUGAAGUGCUAACAUAUCUAUAAACGAUGUAGUUUUUAAUCAAGGGGAAGGCGUUAUGGAUAGAUCAUUAAUUUUAGUUCAAUUUCUUUGUAGUGGUUUCAUAAGUGCUGCUUGAUGCAAUGCUCUUACACUUCGUAAUCUGUAAAGCGUCAAAAUUUGUUUGUCGUAACCCGAGCAAAGUUAAGUAUUUAAGAAUAAUAACAUUGCAUAUGUUGCUAGCAUCGAGCCUACAACGCAGUGAAUUAACUAAUUAUUCUUAGAAUUAACUUCUCCUAAAAGGCACUUUGGUGCUACUUUUUUUUUGUUCAGAAUCAAAGUGUUGUACCAUUACGGUAUGCUAUCGAAGGAGUGUGCGAGCAUUGCGUACAAGCAGGGACGAUUCUAAUAUAAUUCUUACAAUAAUAUCGUCCAGAGUUGUUCAAAAUUGUUAUUGUAAAUUGUAGAUAGAACUGGUAUUUUAUUUUUGUUAGUAUUUUUUCCGUUUUCCUCUGUAAUAUUCGAAAAUUCUAUGUUUAAAGACCUGCUGUUUUACGUUUACCUUUUCUUUCUUUUUUUGAGACAAAUACGAGAAUGUUGUAUAAAGAGAUGAAGUAUCUUUCGUUAGGUUAGCCGAUGUUGAAGGGUUUGUUGUAAAGAUUGUCCAAUGUAAGUUUUAAGUUUAGCGGCGUUGUAUUGUGCCCGCUCCGCUUAUGUUUAAGAUUGGAAGCGGUGUAGGGAUGUAACAAGGAGGAUAAUUAAUAGUAUCGUGGAGUGCCGUGCCGUGUCUUAUCUUGCUAUAAUGUUAUGUACACUGGACAUAGGCUACAGGGGAAAACCCUACGGUGUGUUGGAAACAGUUUAAUCAUUUUUUGUAUCGUGCUUUAUAUAAUAUGGUGCAGUAGCCGUGAAACAGUUCCAUACGCCACUCGCAAUGGACAUGUAAAUACGAGUUAUCAAUGUAGUAAUACCCAUUCGGUUUGUAGUCAUAGCAACUGUCCUUAGGGAGUGUUGCACGGCUGUUGCACAUUUGUAACAUAAUUUACGACAUCAUAUAUGAAUUGCAAUGGUUCAUAUAGGUGGUAACUGUUAAUAGUUUAUGUAAAGCAUAAGAGACGUACUUGUUAUAUUUUGGUAUAUUUUCUAAUUAUGAGGUCCCUGUUGUAUACAACGAUAGUGUAUGUGCAGAGCAUAAUAUGAAGAGGCUUUGCGAGUGUAGUGUCCUUAUCUUGUAAUUGUCAGUGACAUCGAGCUCUGCACAUGGCCUCAAUAUAUUAUUUAUUCCCUCGUAUUGUAGCUACAAUUUCAUAUACAAAAUUGAAUACUUGUGCGAACUUUGCUACUGAUGUGUCGUGUUUUAUAUAUUUUAUUUUGUGUAGUGUGAUUUACUUCUGUUUGUUAAUUAUAACUGAAAAGAAAACGAUAAAACCAAAUAAAAAUAAAUGUCGUAAUAAAGUUCGUAACAAAGGCUGCAUAGUGUAAAUAUAUAUUAACGAUUUAUUCAUGUCAAACUCUUUCAGUUAUGUAUUUUAAUUAUCAUUAUUUCCAUAUCCAAUACCUUUCGAAGUAUUUAACCAUCACGCCUUCGUUAGGGUCAGUUUAAAUAUUUUAUAAUUUCAAAUCAAAAUCAGUUGGAUAUGGAAAUUUCUAUAUUUUAUGUAUAUACAAUUAUAUAUUAAUUUCAGUUGGUAUGUUUGGAUCUGUAUAAACUUAGUUUACUCAUUCUUAUUAAUUUUAUUCACGUUCGUAAGAGUAACUGCUCAUUUUUCAUUCAUCCACUAAGUUUAUAUAUUGUACUUAUUCCAUUGUUAAUAUUCGCUAAAUGAUACCUCCAAAAAAAAUUAAAAAAUAUGAAAAAAACAAAAAAGAUUAGCAUCAAGGUUGCAUGUAAUAUUAUGUUUGGUUAGAAAUUAAUCUCAUAUAAUGUGCGAAUGCGCUUGAUUGCCUGAGUUAUCCGUAAGAUCCACGGAAAUGCUUGUUUCUCGACGAAAAUAUAGCGUUUUGAAAUGAGCCGAUUAAUUUAAGGCGGCCACACUCUGGGGACUGCCCUUUCCUGUAAGUUAAAAAAAUAAGCUUUCAACUGUCAUUAAUGUUCACGGCACCUAUUACAGGGAAGGGUUCACAUUUAUAAUAGUAACGUAAAAUGAUGUGGCCGUCCUUAAAAUCUUGAUGUGAUGUUGCCCAUGGGACAUGUUGACAUUCGAUUGAUUGUAAGCAAUUUGAGAUUGGGCGGCAUCACAUCAUGUCUAAUGCUGAAAGUAGAAAUGGAAAAAUAACAUAUUCUAAAUUAAUUAAAAUAAAAGCAAUUUCUAUCUUCAAUCUAAAUUCUUUUUCUGAAAAUAUGCUUUAUUUAGUUUAUGUUUCUACUUUCAGGAUCAGAUAUGUAAUAAUUAAUUGUAAGUGUCCCCGGAAAUUAAAUAAUUUUGUAAUAAGCACCACACACAGUUGGGGUGAGCAAACCGGGACUCAAUUCGAAACAAUCAACUAUUUGAAUACUCAAAAUUCGCAUUCGUUUGUUCACGCCAACUGAGCUAUGUAAUCGAAAUUAGAUCUUGUGGUAAUUAUUGUAUACUGAAUAAUUAAUGUAACACCCUCAUAGUCAGCAAAGUAAUUAAUUGUUAUGACUUGUGUUUUAACUUUUCGUAGAUUUCGUUGAGAUGAGGAAACGUGUAAUCUGAAAGUUGGUUUGAUAACUGUUGAAGUAAUGCGAGCACAACAUUUGCAAUGUCAUGUUAUCGUAUCGGCAACGGGGGAAAUAAAAUGAAAUUUUUGAUCAGUCACAGAACAAAUUACGACCAAAGCGCCUCACGCGUACGGUUUAGGAACUAUAAUAUAAUACCAUACUUUUUUUCAAGCACUUCUAAUAUUAACUAAGAUUUAUAUUCAGUUUACAUAAGGAGUCUUGUGUAUUUUUCAUGGUUUUUCAACAAAACAUUGCUUAAUCUACCCGCUGCCGAUACGCUGACUUGAAAUGUGGAAAGCAAGGCUGUGUGUAACUAAUACCUGGAGAUAAAUACACCUAAGGUCUUGGUUACACGCAUAUUUGUUUUCUCAAUCUCUGCGAGACGUUUCUUUCUGAGAGUUUUAUUAAUUCACUAGAUAAUAAAACAUAAUGUUUAUACCGGGGUAGGAGCUCUGUAAAGGGAUAGCCACAUGUUUUAAAGUUUAUAAACUGAAAUUUUUAGACAUGUAAACACUGUUUUUUUGUGUAAUUCAAACGAAAUUAGUAUUUCAAUCGUAGCAUGUCCCCGAAUAGGGAUGAAAGAAAUUAUUAUGAUGAAGAUCCAUAGGAUUCUUAGAUAGUAACAUAAAAUUUAAUAAAUAAACACCAUGUAAAGUUUAUAUUCAUAAUGCAUCCAUAGUGAUAAUCAAGAUAACUAUUGGUUGCGUUUAUUUAGAAGUGUUUGUAAAUCCCUGAAAAAUAGUUACCAUUUUCAUAUUUUAGAUUAUGCUCACUACUCUGGUUCUUGCCAAUUUUGGGAAGAAAAUAAAAAUAAUACAAUCCA
Messenger RNA from Plutella xylostella (diamondback moth), 6689 nucleotides. RefSeq lists its product as uncharacterized. The record is from RefSeq and is a predicted model, not a curated record. NCBI's taxonomy places the organism in Eukaryota, Metazoa, Arthropoda, Insecta, Lepidoptera, Plutellidae.